Molecule: messenger RNA, 675 nt
Organism: Suillus subalutaceus
Lineage: Eukaryota; Fungi; Basidiomycota; Agaricomycetes; Boletales; Suillaceae
Exons: 6
Coding region: 1-675 (224 amino acids)
Source: RefSeq, a predicted model, not a curated record
AUGAGCAAUUCAGAUGUCGCAAAUGUCAAAAUUUGGAGAAAACCGGACAAAUGGACAGAAGCAAUACAAGAACCACACACAUCCAAGCACAAACUCGACGCUAACUGGCGUACGGAAACACUUCAAAGCAUGUAUCUGGAUGUCGCAACAGCCAAAAGAGCCAAAUCACGCCAAAAAACCACUAAUUCUACUUAUACCUCGUCCAAGCUUAAGUCUGAAGACAACAGGAUCAAAAAGAACGACCUUAAUUUGGAUCCUGUGGCCAAGCUGGCCAAAAGCCUUGCCAGCCGUGUAGAUGAACUACUGCAUAAUUCCUUGCCUUUUGAAUUGUUCUCACAGACAAAACUUGAUGAAAAAUCACUAGAAAGAGCCAGGAUGAGACUGUGGGACCAGUGGCAGAACAUUUUAUUAUCUACUAGUAGCGGUCCUGACGUCAAAAUGACUGCCAUUGCCAAUAUUGAAAUUUCCAGGGCUGCGGUAACCAUAGCUUACGCUGCAGUUAAUAGUUUACAAGCGGACUGGGAUGUUGAUCGCUAUUUGGACUGUGCUAAGGUGUCGCCAAAUCCGUUGAAUGCCAACACUCAGCAAAGACAGAAACUAGCCAAAUAUUUCAAAGCUCCUUCCUUGCCAUGGAAGGAUACUGGCUUGGUAUCUGCUGGAGAUAUUGGUACCUGA